AUGGAUUUUGGAAACAUGGAGGACACGCAGAACUCUGCACCCGGCAGCAUGCAAAAUGCUAAGCUCGGCAUGACAAACAAAGGCCCGGAUUCACAAAGUGUGACAAAGAGGUUACAAACCGAACUGAUGCAGCUCAUGACCUCCCCAGCGCCCGGAGUAUCUGCCUUCCCAUCCGCCGACGGUAACUUGCUUUCUUGGUCUGCCACCAUCGAGGGUCCAGAUGAUACACCGUACACGGGCCUGACGCUCAAGCUCUCGUUCGCCUUCCCCGCCAACUAUCCCUACUCACCGCCAACCGUGCUCUUCAAGACACCCAUAUACCACCCCAACGUCGACUUCUCUGGGCGCAUUUGCCUUGAUAUCCUCAAAGACAAGUGGACGGCCGCCUACAACAUCCAGACUGUGCUGCUCAGUCUUCAAAGUCUCCUGGGCGAACCCAACAAUGCUUCGCCGCUGAAUGGUGAGGCCGCAGAGUUGUGGGACAAGGACAUGGAGGAGUUCAAGCGCAAGGUUUUGAGCCGUCACCGGGACAUCGACGAAGAGUAA
Molecule: messenger RNA, 546 nt
Organism: Pyricularia grisea
Lineage: Eukaryota; Fungi; Ascomycota; Sordariomycetes; Magnaporthales; Pyriculariaceae
Exons: 3
Coding region: 1-546 (181 amino acids)
Source: RefSeq, a predicted model, not a curated record